CAUGGCGGGCAAAACAAAUUGUUGAAAAAUCAACACAAACAUACAGGACCCGUUUCAAAACCAGACAAUUAGUUCAUCGUAUUGUAAUAUUUUACUUUUGUUUAGUAUUUGCUUAUAGAAGACUGCCUUUUUCUAUUUGUUAAGAAUACAUUUUUAUUUGAAAUCUUGUUUUGAAGGGAACAGAACAAGAGAACAGCUCAGUCAUCUGUCAAAAAUACUGAUCGUGUGUUGUUACCUUAGCUGAAGAUGUCAAACAAGAGACAAAGCAUCGCUCAAACUCCCAGGACUGCUAUAGGGGAAUACCUAGAUGUCUCAAGGACCCAUUCACAGAAAGUCAUCAGAAACAGACAUGAAGGUCUUAUAAGGACCCCUGAGCCUUUGCCAAGGCCGAGGCAUGCUCGAGUGUCUAGCCUGCGUGGUGAAAGACGACGGACGUCCCUGUCUACAAGUGUCGACGUUGAGGACACUCCAAGACAUCUGAUCGAGGGUUUUCUUCAAGAGGAGCACAGUACAGCCCCCCUGGUGAGGGUCCAACGCCGUACCUCCCAGACUGGUGUGUCGACCAGUCAGCCUCCCCGUCUGGAUGUUGGUUCACCGAGGGUUGGGUCCCGCCCAGGAGCGAGGAGGUCUAUUCGGAGGUCAGGGUCUGGGUGGCAAGAAGGUGCCAACAUGUCCAUGGGUUUUGAUAAUGACACCCCGAGGACACUGCUUCAGAAUUUUAUGAGAAACACUUCAUCAUCUAUGGAAACACCCCAGCUGUUAAGAAGGGAUGCGUCACAAGAACGUUCAUCUGGCUUGAGCUCUCCAGACAUACAGCCCCUCGUCAAUGAUACAUACCACACACCAAGCCCAUUUCGUGAGAGUUCAGAAGGUUCAAUGAUAAGCAGAUCGUCUCGGAGAGGAAGAACACCUCACAGGACAGGAAAAUUCAACAUCACCGCCCAAGAGCAGAAUUCUUCCCUGGUGAUUCCAGCCACCAACCCUAAUGACUACACCGUACCGAGCCCGUUCCGGUCAACCUCGGAUUCAGAAGAUGAGGAGGUGAUACCAGACUCUCAGGCCAUACACAGUCAGACAGCCUGCAGUAGGAGGAGAGGCAGCUUCAACUUGACGGUACCAGAGAGCAUGCUUGAACAUCUGAGGUUACAGAGGUCACAGCAGGCUGACCGCCAGUCGAGGGGCAAUAGGAGUGACCACCAUUCAGGAAUCUCCUUGGCUGACCAGCACAGUGACCAGCUUGACCAGUAUGAUGGUCAUCAGGGAGGGGAGGAAGGAUUUGACCGCAGCAGGCAAGAGAUGUUUGAAGAAGGGAAUCAGUAUGAUGAUCAGAUGGCGUAUAGAAACGAUAAUGAUGAUGUAGAUGAUGAUGAUGAAAGGACUGAGUAUACAAGCAGACUGGAGAAUAGGGAAAGUGAUCAUUAUGUUCGUCAGGAAAUGUAUGACAGAGAUGAUGGUCUGGAACAGUACCAAGAUGAGGAGAUGGAUGAUGAUCAGAGUGAACCUUCAGGCCAAUACAGGGAGAAAUCAGGCCAUGAUGAAUCAGAAAGCCUCAGAGAACAUAGAGGUGAUGGCUUAAAGAUUUUACCGGAAGGAGGAAUGUACAUGCUGUCAAUGAAAGUUAGUGAGAGCAGCAUGGAGGAGGAUUAUCGAAACAUGAGCCAUGUUUCAGCUAGUAGUCGCAGUGACAUGUCUAACAUUGGAAUGGCCGAAGUUGAAAAUGGGACUUAUGUUGGAAGAGAUGAGAGUGCAAGCAGAUCCUGUAGGUCGCUGUCAAAUAUGGAAAUGGCUGAUGCGGAAAGUGGGAUGUAUGUGGACAGAGAUGAUGGAGGGAACAGAUCCCGUAGGUCGCUGUCAAAUAUGGAAAUGACUGAUGCGGAAAGUAGGAUGUACGUGGGCAGAGAUGAGAGUGCAAGCAGAUCCCAUAGAUCGGUGUCAAAUAUGGAAAUGACUGAUGCGGAAACUGGGAUGUAUUUGAAUAAAGAUGAGAGUACGAGCAGAUCCUAUAGGUCAUUGUCAAGGUCGAGAGAUGAUCUUGCUGCCAGUAGGUCGGAUAUUAGUAGGAGAAGGCAGAGUUCAUUCUCAGCAGUGAGUCCUGAGGUUGAUACUAUGACCAGGCACCUGAGUAUAAGCGUGGACCUGGAAAGGUCCAUGAAGGCUCGAGACCAGGAGAGAAUGGGUAGAUACAGUGAGGGCCACAAAAGUAGGUUUGGUUCUCCAAGCAGGAGUGAAAAAGACUUGCGAUUAAGUGAUGGUCACUUGCAUGGGAAAGGAUCCCCAUUUGAUAUGCAGAGGUUGAACUCCAGUUAUGAACAUCAGAACCAAGAGAAUCAGUCAAGAUCAGCUUCCAGAAGUGUAGGAAAUCGUUCAUCAAGGGACCUGAAUAUAAGUUCAAGGUCAAGGCACAGCAGUGGUGAAAGUUUCUCUUCUUCUAGAAAUCCUCAUACAUCAUCCAGGUCAUUUGAUGGGGGUCCACAGACUUCUAGCAGGGACAGGUUUCAUGCUGAAAAUAUGGGCCAUGCUACUCUCACAGAUGAUAUGUACCAGUCACCGCGGAGCUUGUUAUCUGGUCGUCGGAGCCCCAGUAUUGCCUCCACCCCUCGGGUUCAAGAGGACUGGGAGUCCUGCAGCGAGCGGGGGGAUGGGAACAGCCCCCUGAAGGCGGUCACACCCUCCCCCGUCGUCUCCCCUCGAGGGGCCAGCCCUGCAAGCUCCUCCCACAGGUCACAGAGGUCAGCCAGAAUGUCAAGAGUGUCUGAUGGGUCAAGGUCAGGGUCAGUCUCAGGUGGUUCAAUGAUGUCCUCAAGGUCACAACAGUCACAGCAGUCACCUAGGAUUCGAAGCCAGGGAGGUAGAACCCCACUAAGGUCAUUGACCUGCCACAGUCGGAAUCCCAGACGAGAUCAGGGACCUUACAAAGUCAAAGGUCAACUCCAGUACUUCUAAGGUCAUCGCCAAGGCUUCAAGGGUCACCAAGUGCUUCUCUGAGGUCAACAUCAAGGUCGAUGCAAAGGUCAUCUCCACGGACACCAGGGUCAAACAAAGGCACACCUAAAUCAGAGAAAUCUGUCCUAGGCAGUAGCACUAGACGUAUGGGGCUGUCGCAGGCUUCUCCAGUUAUAGCAGGGAAAAGACAAGGAUCGGCUGAGGUGGACGCUCUUCCCCAUCAGACAAUGCUGUUUUCCCCCCCAAUAGCCUCUACCCAGAACAUCGGGGCUCUCUCCCGCCUCUCUCCCCAGCCAUCAACAUCUAGACAGAGUAGAAUCACCGACUUUGUACAGCAGGCAGAAGGCGAAAAUACAAACAUAACCUCCACUGCAGCUGAAAUAACAGUAAAAAG
Molecule: messenger RNA, 3337 nt
Organism: Mya arenaria
Lineage: Eukaryota; Metazoa; Mollusca; Bivalvia; Myida; Myidae
Exons: 13
Coding region: 247-2943 (898 amino acids)
Source: RefSeq, a predicted model, not a curated record